Molecule: messenger RNA, 3041 nt
Organism: Geodia barretti
Lineage: Eukaryota; Metazoa; Porifera; Demospongiae; Tetractinellida; Geodiidae
Source: the annotation of a GenBank genome assembly
AUCGGUCGCCGUGCGCGCGCUGCAGAGAAAGGUGAUGGAGAACGUUCACCUGGUCCCGGAGAGCGAGAAUGACGACCUGUACUCUGGAUACGACUACAACGAUCCUAUGCUUGAGGAGUUGGAGGAAGAUCCUGAAUUCCAGAGGAUUGUGAGGACCAGAUAUGGACAGCGGCCACCGCUACCACCUGGUGGAUCUGGAGUGCCUCCUGCGACAGGACUGGCCAGAAAAAUGACUGGAACUACUAUGCGGGCCAGGAUGGGGACUGGAAUGGCUCCUGAGGCGGGGCAGGCGAGGCCAAUGACUGGAGUGACAGCUGCUGGGUUCUCAUCCGUCAUGAGAGGCCACAAGUUUGAUCCUCUCAACCAAGCUGCAGCCAGUGGACACUCUGCCACUUCAUCUCUGGAGAAGACUGAAGAAACGCCAGAGAUGUUGAUCAAGAGGAUGGAGAAGAAGGUGAACCGGCUGGUGGAAGAGUCAGCUCAUGCCAGUGCCAUGGGAGACUACCAGACAGCAUUGGAGAAGGCGAAAGAGGCAGGGAGGAGGGAGAGGAUGCUGUGUAAGCAGAGAGAGCAAGCUUCCCUGGCUGAGCAACUCAACCUGGACCUCACCUACUGUGUCCUGUUCAACCUUGCCAAUCAGUACGAAGCCAAUGAGCAAUACUCCGAGGCCCUCAAUACGUAUCUACUGAUAGUGAAGAACAAAAUGUUCAACAACGGCAGUAGACUGCGAGUCAACAUGGGGAACAUUUACACGGCACAGAAGAAGUACCCGCAGGCCAUCAAGAUGUACAGAAUGGCCCUGGAUCAGAUCGGAGAGGUCCACAAGUCAGUGAGGCUGAAGAUCCUGCAGAAUAUUGGGUCUGUGUUUGUCAAGAUGGGCCAGUAUGCCGACACCAUUACGUCAUUCGAACACAUCAUGAGCGAGCAACCUGACUUCAAGACUGUCAUGAACCUGACUCUGUGCUACUAUGCCAUCAGUGACCGCGAGAAACUAAAGAGGUGUUUCUGCAGGAUGCUCCAGAUCACCAGUGGAGCUGAAGAUGAGGACAGAUACUUCCCUACCAUGGAGGAUGACCCUCAGCAACGACUGUUGAUUGAGACCAUCAAGAACGACAGACUGCGAGAGCUGGAGAGAGAGCGCAAGGCCACGGCAGACAAGACCAUCCUGACGGCUGCCAAACUCAUUGCCCCUGUCAUUGAGACUUCGUUUGCUCUGGGAUUUGACUGGUGUAUAGAGAUGGUGAGGUCAUCAGUGUACGUGGAACUGGCCAGUGAACUGGAGAUCACAAAGGCACUCACUUUCCUUAAACUUAUGAAUAUUCCCAAGGCAAUAGAGACAUUCAAGGAUUGUAACAGAAAAGACAGUAAGAUGGCCGCCACUGCAGCUACCAACCUCUCGUUCAUCCUACUCCUGGAGAAGGAUCUUCAGCAAGCUGAGAAAUUUGCAGAUUCUGCCGUUGCUCUUGACAGAUACAAUCCUCACGCUCUGGUGAACAAGGGAAAUGUCCUAUACUCUAGAGGGGAUUAUGAAGCGGCCAGAGAGUUCUAUCAGGAAGCUCUCAGCGUGGAAGCCACUUGCUCUGAGGCUCUGUUCAACACUGGACUGGUACACAAACAGAUGAGAAGGUACGGUGAGGCAAUGGAGUGUUUUGUGAAGCUCCACAACAUCCUGCGGAGCUCCUCUCAAGUCAUCUACCACCUGGCCGACCUCUCUGAUAAGAUGGGAGACACUCCACAGAGCAUCGACUGGUUCCUCCAGCUGAUUUCACUGGUCCCGACAGACCCUCACGUGCUACAGAGAGUCGGGUGAGAUGUAUGACCAGGAGGGAGAUAGGGGACAGGCCUACCAGUACCACUAUGAGGUGAGGACAGGGUUGAAAAAUUCUCCUCUUUUUUUCCCCUCCAUUUCCCCUUUCCUGUGUUAUUUUCCUUACAAUUUCACUUUUUCCUUGUCUUUCUACGAAAGCCGACAAGGGUCAACAUGCGUGCCUUUUGCCUUAAUUUGUGAUUUUUCUAUCCUCAUCUCUGUGUUCAGUCAUUCAGAUACUCGCCAACUAAUAUUGAUGUCAUCUCGUGGCUUGGAGCCUACCACAUGGACUCUCAGUUCCCCGACAAGGCCAUCCAAUACUUUGAGAGAGCAGCACUCAUACAACCUACUCAGAUCAACUGGCAGUUGAUGGUUGCAAGCUGCUACCGCAAGACUGGGAGCUACCAGCAGGCUCUCCAGCACUACAAGUCCAUUCACCAGAGGUUCCCGGAGAACGUGGACUGUCUCCGGUUCCUGGUGAGACUCACCUCAGACCUGGGGCUGAAGGAGGCCCAGGACUACGCCCUCCUGCUCAAGAAGGCUGAGAAGGCAUCUGAGAACAAGAGACAGAGGGAGCUGUCCAGUAGUAGCUACAGAAGUGGUGGCAGUGCAGGGUCGAGGGGGACAGGCAGAGGAGGAGGGGGAGGAGGAGGAGGGAAGGGAGGUCGCAACCAAACACAAGGACACUCUCUUCUCAGUGGAGACACGGAUGAAUCCAGAGUUGAUUCAGGAGGUAAUAGAAGACCGCUCAGAGCAGUAGAUGCCUCCUACACAGACCCCCUGGGAGAAAUUCCACAGCGACCUAUGACCGCAGCCAGAGCCAGACCGGCCGAGGAGGACGAGUUUGAAGGAGUUGAACUGGGAGAUGACUUGUUGCCAGAAUAGAGAGAGACCUUCAGUACACCACACACACACACCUCACAUCUCACAUGACAUGCAACCAACACUCACCACACACACACACACAUGUACUAUAAUACAGGCAACCAUGUGUUUGUUGUGAACUCACUGCAUGAUUGGUUUGCAUUUACGCACAGUCUUAUUGGGGGAUAUGUACGUAUACAGAUCUAGACUCACAGAGUCUGUUUGACUUUAUAUAAAAGUUCGUGAAGUCUAAUCUUGUAUUUUUUGUUAACUGGAUAAAGCAUCGUUGGGGUGUAGCCAUGCCUUUUCAUUGGCGUUUCCCUAAAGACAUGCAUUAUUGCAGUGAGUUGAAUAUCUAUUGUCUCAAUAU